Molecule: messenger RNA, 678 nt
Organism: Caenorhabditis remanei
Lineage: Eukaryota; Metazoa; Nematoda; Chromadorea; Rhabditida; Rhabditidae
Exons: 4
Coding region: 1-678 (225 amino acids)
Source: RefSeq, a predicted model, not a curated record
AUGGGUCCAAAAAAGGAAAAACAACAGCAACAGAAGAGUUCGACGGUUCCGAAGAAAGUGGAUACGUCUGGAAAAACACCAGCGGAGCUUGUCUACGAAUUGUUCAAAAAUGUUGAAGCUAAGUACACUGAGGUUGAUGGACUACAUCGCUGCCUAUUGCUCGUCGACGGACUUGAAUUCCACAUGGAUGCAUCCACCAAAAAAGUUGCAAAGCAAUUGUGUGCUCAACUCGUGCUUCGAACUCUUCGUUCUGAUCUUCAUGUGACUCCAUUCGAGGAGCUUGUCACUGCCAAACCUAAUCCAGAUCUGCAGAAGAAUGCUGGUGGCGAUGUUGCUCCUUCAAAUCCAGCAACUGGAAAGAAGGCAAAGACUCUCCGUGACGAUCUUGAAGAGGCAAAAGAAGCCGUGCGCCUUGCUGAAAAAAAUGUGAAAGAGUUGAGAAAUUUAGCGGUCCGACUGACAAAGACAAUUCACAAUGAUGAUAUGGAUAUGAAGAAGAAGGAGAAUCAACAGAGAUACCAGGAUCUACAGGAUAAAAAGAAAGCCGAAUUGAGAGCCGCCUUGGAAUUGAAGAAAGAAAAAGAGGCGAUCGUCGAGGAAUUGGAAAGAAAAAUUAGUCUGAUGGAGAAGGGAGAUGUUGGAGUUGAAGAAGACCAUUUCUGCCGUGGGAGCUUAUAA